UGACGGUUAGAGAGAGAAACUCGUUAUCUCUUUCUUGCCUUCUUGUCUCCACUAUCACAAACAAACACCAAACCCUAGAAAUUGGUUUCUACUCCUUUCAAUUUUAGAUUACAAAAACCCUUUCUUUUCGGACAAGGACACUCUCUCAUUUCGUUAUCUCAUAACAAUUAUCCCCAAACUUACCAUAAACAGCAAUUAUCUCGAUGUCCACUGUCGGUCCGACAUGUUCUCCCAACUCAUUCCAGCUUCGAUUAGCCUUCAAUUGCAGAAGACCUUCUAUAUCCCUAGUGCGGCUGGUGCGUUUUCAUAAGCUAGAUCGUCGCUUUCGUCUGGUUUCUUCACUUUCUGGUGAUUAUAAUGCUGGGUCAGACCGUAGACCUGUCAAAAAUUCAUGGACGAAUGUGAAUUCCUCGACUGAAUCUUUCUCUGGAUGGUCUGGGGAUAAUGGAGAAGAGUCAUCUAAAGAUGUACAGCAGAAUAAGCGGCGGUUUGGAGGAAUUAUUGGAGCCGGAGCUGCGGCUGUUGUAUUGGUUGUUGGGAUUUCUUUCGCGGCAUUGUCGUUGAGUAAGAGGAAUACUAAAGGUUUGAAAGUGGAAACCUUGACAGCACAAGAAGAAUUAUCAUUAACUUCUGAUUCUCAUAAUGGUUCUACUGAUGAUAAUCUUAACGAAGACAAUGGUGUGAAGGAUGAAAGCACUUUGGAAGGAACCACAGGUAAAGAUGAUGAUUAUUCUUCCUUUGAAGUGAAUAAUGAACCAGUUAGUGAAGAUAGACAAAGUGAUGGUGAUUUGGAUCACACAGUUAGUGGAGAUGAUGCCACUAAAAGAAACUCUAUUCCAGAAGAUACUGAAUCUGAACCAUCUGUUGGAGUUACUCCUGAUGAAAGUCCUGAAGCAACUCAAUUGAUUAGUUUUGGCGACAAUCCUGUUGCCGAAACAACAGCAUCAUUGGCUGAACUCACGGAGGAAAUUUCUCCUUCAUCAACCUCAGAUGUCAGUGAGAAUAUCAGUACGACAGACAAUAAAGGAGUGUCUGUCCAAGACAAAACAGACGAGUCUGAUCUCUUGUUUGGUUCAUUGCCAUCAACUAAUGAUGAUAUUGCUAGUGAAUCCAUAACUUUGGACACCUCGGAAAAUAUACCCCUGGGUGAAGAGAAUUUUGAUCUAAGUACUGACCAGGUCUUAGUCGCAGAAAAUAUAGAUCUAACUACUGACCAGGUCUUAGUCGCAGAAAAUAAUUUUCCACGUGAAGAACAUAACUUUAAUGGAGCUGGCUUAUCAGGAUAUUCUUCAGUUUCUGCAGUUACCGAUGUAUUAGAACCUAACAAGCAAGAGGCUAAUAUUUAUUCUAGUAACAGUGGAAGCAAAUCUAUUUCUGAAUCUGUAAAAUCUGGGAAAUCCUUUUCUUCAGCUGGCAUACCUGCUCCAUCUGUGGUUUCUGCAGCAUUGCAGGUAGUUCCUGGAAAGGUUUUGGUGCCUGCAGUUGUUGAUCAUGUUCAGGGACAAGCCCUAGCUGCUUUGCAAGUACUUAAGGUUGUUGAGGCUGAUGCCCAACCUGGUGAUUUAUGCACACGCCGAGAGUAUGCUCGCUGGUUGGUUUCUGCCAGCAGUGCUCUAUCAAGGAGCACGGUUUCUAAAGUUUAUCCUGCAAUGUAUAUAGAGAAUGUUACUGAACUUGCUUUUGAUGAUGUUACACCAGAAGACCCUGACUUCUCGUCAAUUCAAGGCCUAGCUGAAGCUGGACUCAUCUCAAGCAAGCUCUCAAGACAGGAUCUUUCUUCUUCUUUGGAAGAUGAUGAGAGUUCCUUGUUUUUUUCACCUCAAAGUCCCCUAUCUAGGCAGGAUCUUGUUAGUUGGAAGAUGGCGCUGGAGAAAAGACUGUUACCUGAGACUGACAAAAAGCAGCUCUCUGGUUUCAUAGACAUUAACAAGAUCAACCCAGAUGCCUGGCCUGCUAUUGCUGCUGAUGUGGCAGCGGGAGAACAAGGAAUCAUAGCUCUUGCAUUUGGCUACACCAGGCUGUUCCAUCCAGAUAAGCCUCUAACUAAGGCACAAGCCGCAAUUGCUCUUGCAACUGGUGAGGCUUCUGAAAUAGUCAACGAAGAGCUUGCACGUAUAGAAGCAGAAGCUUUAGCUGAGAAUGCCGUGACUGUACAUAAUGCAUUAGUAGCUGAGGUUGAGAGAGAUGUAAAUGCUACUUUUGAAAAAGAGCUAUUGUUAGAAAGACAGAAGAUCGAUGCCCUGGACAAAAUGGCAGAGGAAGCAAGACUUGAAUUGGAGAGGUUAAGAGCUGAAAGAGAGGCGGAUAAAAUUAACUUAAUGAAAGAGCGUAUUGCUGUUGAAUCAGAAAUGGAAGUUCUCUCAAGGUUAAGGCAUGAAAUGGAAGAGCAGUUGGAGGGCUUAUUGAGUAACAAGGUUGAGAUAUCGUAUGAAAAAGAACGAAUUGAUAAGCUACGGAAAGUGGCUGAAUUUGAAAAUGAAGAGAUUGCUCGGUUGCAACAUGACUUGGAGGUUGAGCGUAAAGCCCUGUCCUUGGCCAGGUCUUGGGCAGAAGACGAAGCUAAACGUGCACGAACACAAGCCAAAAUCCUUGAAGAGGCUAGGGACCGUUGGGAGAGACAUGGAAUCAAGGUUGUUGUUGACGACGAUUUGCGUGAAGAAGAAAAUGUUGGUGUAACAUGGGACAAUACGGCAAAGCAGUUAUCUGUCGAAGGAACGGUUAGCAGAGCAGAAAGCAUCGUCGACAAGCUCAAGGCAAUGGCAGAAUCUGUAAGAGAGAAAUCCAAAGCUACCAUUUUAAGUAUAAUUCAAAAGAUGCAAUCUUUUAUAAUCAGCUUGAAAGAAUGGGGAAAAGAGCUUAAACAUUCUGGAUUGUCCAAAAUGAAUGGUUCUUUACAAGAGUUACAACAGAAAUCAACAGAAUAUACAUCAGCUGUUCAGGAAGGUGCAAAGAGGAUUGGAGGGGAGUGUAGGGAAAGCAUUGAGAAGCUUACUCAGAAGUUUCGAACUUGAAAGCCUUUGCAAAAUGUCCAGUAAAUCAUCCCCCAAUCACAGUUUUCAUUGGUAGAUGGCGUUUUUGUACUUCGUAUUGAAAAUAAAUACUCAGCUCCUUGUUUGUAUUUUGUUGAUGUUUACUAGAAUUUCUGAAAUAAGAAAGAGUUAUGAUCGAACAGCUGAUUGCUGAUCAGAAAAAUGAUUUGGUGAUUUGGUUAAACACUAAUGAUAAUCAUAUGUUCAACUAAGCUUUCGACUAUUCCAAGCUAUUUAUUUUUGUUAAGACCUUUGUUUGA
Impatiens glandulifera is the source of this 3289-nucleotide messenger RNA. RefSeq lists its product as uncharacterized. NCBI's taxonomy places the organism in Eukaryota, Viridiplantae, Streptophyta, Magnoliopsida, Ericales, Balsaminaceae. The coding region runs from base 204 to 3011 and encodes 935 amino acids. The record is from RefSeq and is a predicted model, not a curated record. The transcript is spliced from 10 exons.